UCCGCUAGGUGGCGCUGCUUGGUAACAGGCAGACCUAUUCCGUUGUGUGAACAGCACGGAAGUGGUUGAGGCGCCAGGGAGACAGUGUUUGUGUAUCUGAGAGGAGCAGGGACAUCGUGAGUUACUGUUCAGUCGGGCUUGUCUACAUGUUGUUUUUGGGUCUCUAAAAAUCUUUUUAUUUUCUUGUAAGCUGUUGAUGGAAGUGUAGAGAUUACGGCGGAGGGUUGUUUAACAGUAAAGGCAGAAUAAAACUAGAUCGAGCACAGAAGCGAAGGCGGUGUUUCACAAGAGGCCUAAAAAGGAUACAACAUACAGAAAUUAGAGAUGGAUAUCUGCGCAUCCUCCGCGUCUCUCCUUGAGGAAGAACUCGCCUCUGCUAUCGAGCCUGCAGUGAAAGCGGCUGUGCUGAGCGUCAUGUCUGCGAUCACAAGGUUCGUGGACCGCAGAUGCGCAGUUUUGUACGUCAGUCAGAAGGAACGAGAAAAGGAAUUUCAAAGCGUACGACUACGAUUGGAAAUAGCGGAGCGCGAAUUAGAAGCAGUAAGAAAACGAGACUACCUGAACACCAAUAAACCACACUCCUGGAUGAACACUAAUAUCAUUCAUCUAGCCGAGAAGGAGAAGGAAGAGAACCGUUUGAAGCGCGCUUCAUUCUUCAGUGAAACAGCUGAUAAACGUGCACGGAACACCCGGGGCAGCGGCAGUCUUGCUCACGGCCUGCCAGCCAUUACACGAAAUUUCUCCACUUUUCCAGUUCAGCCAGUCAGGGAUCCGGUGCCUGCAGUCCACACCGCACUGAAAAACCCCCGGGUUUUAAUCCAGGAGGAUGGAAGCUAUUCCGAGCAGGACCUGCUGAUGCGAGGUGAUGACUCUGAACAGAGAGACCACACAAGCACAGCGGGGUGGAGAAGAGCACUGAAAGGUGGGGUGAUAAAUCCCUUUCAGAAAAAUAAAUACAGCCUUCUAAGGAUACAGGGUCCUGCAGAGAGAAAUGCUCUCCCUCAUGCUGAGGAAGGGUCGAAGGCAGAAUCACUUCCCAUUCAAGAGGAGCUCUUUGACCAGGAAUGGUGCAGGAGUCCAAAGCAGGCUACAGAGCUGACAUCUAUUGAAGGGGAGGUUAAACCUGCACUAGAUCCUGUCCACAUUAAAGAGGAGGCCAGUGAACUGGAACCUGUCCACGUUAAUGAAGAGAUCUCUGGAAUUGAGUGUGUCGUCAUUAAAGAGGAGGUUCUUGAACUUGAAUCUCACCCCAUUGAAGAGGGGGGUCCUGAAUACUUUGAAAGACGGCAGCAGAUUCAUGCUGGACAGAACGUGCAUCUCUGCACUGUGUGUGGGAAGAGUUUCAGUAGGUCAGCAGAGCUGAAAAGACACCACCGAAUUCACACCGGAGAAAGACCGUACCCCUGUACUGAUUGUGGAAAGAGUUUCGGUGCGUCGACAGAUCUGAAGAGACACCUGCAGAUUCACACAAGACAGAAACUGUAUCACUGUACGCAAUGUGGCAAGGGUUUCACUCACUCAGGAACGCUUGCGUUACACCAGCGAAUUCACACAGGAGAGAAACCCUACAGCUGCACCGAGUGUGGGAAGAGUUUCACUCACUCAGCAACACUGUCUUUACACCAGCGAAUUCACACAGGAGAGAACCUGUACCAGUGUUCUGAAUGCAGCAAGACGUUUAUUGCAUCGGCAGAGCUGAAAAGACACCAGAGAAUUCACACGGGAGAGAAGCCGUAUCGCUGCACUGAGUGUGGCAAAAGUUUCAAACAGAUGCCACACCUUAAAACACACCAGCAAAUUCACACGGGGGAAAAACCGUAUUGCUGCACUGCGUGUGGGAAGAGUUUUACUUUCCACUCCCAGCUGAAGAAACACACAGAGUCUAGCCAUGCUGUCAGACACACCCCCUAAAUGUGUUGGUGCAGUCCACGUGUGUUGUGUUGGUGUGUCGGAGUCAUCAAGGACAUCUCCUUUUUGUGACCAAACACUUUUAAUUGUAAUAAAACUUGAAAGUGAUCACCAGCCACACAGUCACAUAAAGAUGGAACAGGAACUAUGUUCAAAUGUAAAACCAGUUUUUUUUUUGUUUGUUUUUGGGUGGAAAAACUGCUAGGAUGUGCUAACUUCUCAGUUUUAUUUAUGCUUGAGUAAUGAAUUUGGAUGUUGCCACUCUAUAAUCUUCCAAUGGCCACGAUGUAAAGAAAUAUCUAUAAAACAUUGUUUGACUGCAUUCCCUUUUUCAUCUCAAUUGCUACAAGCAGUACAGUUACUCGACGGCGUCGGUGAAACGUCUGCAAGUCUAUCAAAAGAUUACUUUUAUCUUUUAUCAUGUAUGAGUCCUGUACCUGUACAGAAACAUAAGGAAGGCAUUCAGGCAGCCCAUGACUGGAGUAACCACUGAGAUUCUUGAUGCCCAGAGACCUUUGUAAAGAAGUUUUUGAACAAUGCUUAUUCACCUGCUUGUAUGAUUUUGUAUAUAUAGAAAAUUGAUGGAUUCAAAAGUGUGGAUGGAUCCAUGCCUUCAGAAGAAGGCAGUCGUCGAAGUGUUGUAGCAAACUGUUUCAACUGUUUCUUCAUCUUCAAUAAGUAUACCUAGUGAUUUGAUGAGUAUCUUAAUGCAUCUCUUAGGAUAUGGUGCAGUUCUGUAUAUAUAGAGUGGGAGAGUAGCGCCCUGCUGUGAUCUUGCUGUUGCUUCUGGACUGCAGCGUGAAAUAACAAGUCUAGCCGGAGGACAUGAAGCUUGAAUUAUGAACUGAUUGCAUCUUUUUUUUUUUUCAUUUUCUUUUAUAUUCAGUAUUUGUUGUGUUUUGAAGUCACGCUGCAGCCAGUAACACUUUAUAAUCUGCAGCAAUACGUAUGUAUUGGACCUUGCAAUUGGUUCCCUUUCUUCCUGGUUCAGUUGAAAUAGCUUUCAAAUCUGUUUCAGAAUAUCGUGUGAGAACGUAGUGUAACUUCAGUCUCCCGUGAAGCUUGGUGGCUGUGCUGUCCCACUUACAGCAUCUUUCUUCUUAGCCUAAGACGCACUCAGUACAGGUCCACUAGUGUUGGGGUUCGUCCAAAACUAUCAUCAACAUCGACUCCCAAAAAAAAAAUAGUACAUGAAAAUGAUGACACCACAAGUAGGCCCUAGAUUUUGAAAAUGUAAUUACUCACCAUAUAGACAGUGAAAAUAGACACUCUGACUGUGUCCCGUAUUGUACACCCACACAGGUAUUACACAAUUUGAUGAUAAUCUUUUUCUCUCUAUGGCUCUCAAGAGGAUCCUGAUCUUGAAUUUAAUUGGCCCAUGGAUUUCCAGCUGUGAAAACAUUUCUUUUUUUGUGUUAGCGAAAGUCGAUCACACUCAUUUUCGUUCCUAUGUUGAGCACUGUCUGCGUAUUUUCAUAGGAUUCCAUCUACGCUGGAAAGGAAAUGUGUGCCAGCGUUAACAGGAUCCUUUUUCUCAACUAAAAGUUAAAUAUAAAUAACUCUGACAAAGCAGUCCUCUCUGGUGGCUGCAGUACUUUUUGCAGGAAGGCAUGUUAAUGUUUCAAACUGUAUACAUUAUGAUUUUUUUUUUUUAAUCAAAACCCCCCAACUGUACGCUUUCAGAAAAUGACGAUUUUGGAUGACCCUUUAGUUUUGUAGGUUUUAGAAUUUUUUUGUAUUUGGUUGUAUUUUUAUUUACCAAUAGACAAAAAUCAACUUUUCAUUUGAAUGUUUUGGUAAAAUAUUGUGUUAUUAAUAUAGACAAACAUGUUCUAAUGCUGGCCACUCUAAUGUGUUUUAUUAGAUAUCUUAAUAGAAUUAAUUGUAAAUCCCUGAAGCACAUCUCUCUGGUUUGCAGCCACGGACAAAACUGUUCAUAACGAGUAGGAAUAGAGUUGUAAUACUGUGAAGCUUAGAUUAGGAGUGUACUGUAACUCUUUAUUUUUGUUCUCUGAAUUUCUGUAGCCCAGUGAAUUGUGUUAUGCAAGUAUAGUGAAAUCUUAAAAUAGACGUCUGCUUUUGAAUCGUCUUUUCAUAGAAACCGAGUAAACUAUUGUAAGAAAAUUAUUGUUUUGCGUUUUAUUAAAUUACAUAAACCCUGUUUCUUUAGCACAUCACUUUAGGUACUGUGUGCAUUGCAGCUUUGAAAUAUUUGGGUCAGAGUUACAUUUCUAACUCCGUGUCAAAUCCUGAUGAAAGUACUGUUGAUCCAGUUGUGAUGUAACAUGGUCUCUGUGCUCUUUAGGGUACGUUAUUGAGCACAUCAGAAUACGGGGUUCAGGAGUGCAUCACUCUGUAUGUAAAGCUCAUGGCAAUGUACAGCUAUGCCCUAUUUGCAUUACCUAGAAUUUUAGGUUUGAGACAUAAUUAAAAAAAAUAUAAAUAUAUAUAUAAUUAUAUGCAUAUAAUUUAGAUCUACACCAUUGUCACAAAAAUCUACUUGUAGCCAUAAUAGUAUUACAACAGUAUUUCAUGUUAGAUUUCAAAAUUUCCAAUUUGUUUAAUUUGUCAGUUUUUUGUUAAUUAAAUGAAAAACUACGAAGCGGUCUGUAAUUCAGUAUGUCAACAUAACAUUAUUCCACUGACACUGUUAUCUGCUCCGUUAUUGAAUCGUAUUUUGUCACACUUGUACUUGCUAGAACCAAAGUCAUUGUAUUUUAUCUUGCUCUUAAUUGUAUUAAUACUUGUACUGUGAUUCUUGAAAUGUAUUUUUGCUUACGACUGUAAGUCGCCCUGGAUAAGGGUGCCUGGUAAUAAAUAAAUAAAUAAUAAUUAUUAU
Messenger RNA from Acipenser ruthenus (sterlet), 4747 nucleotides. RefSeq names its product zinc finger protein 12-like. The record is from RefSeq and is a predicted model, not a curated record. Lineage: Eukaryota; Metazoa; Chordata; Actinopteri; Acipenseriformes; Acipenseridae. The coding region runs from base 325 to 1911 and encodes 528 amino acids. Gene Ontology annotation, biological process: regulation of transcription by RNA polymerase II. Gene Ontology annotation, cellular component: nucleus. The transcript is spliced from 2 exons. Gene Ontology annotation, molecular function: DNA-binding transcription factor activity, RNA polymerase II-specific; RNA polymerase II cis-regulatory region sequence-specific DNA binding.